UCUCGGCUAGACUCACUGUUGGGUGUCCAAAAUUGUUAACAUUUUGACGAAAUCUGGCAAAUCUUUUCGACAUGAAGCAUGAAGAGAGGAGCAGAGCGUUUCGAUUUACAACUUUUCGGUUAUGAAGGAGCAAUGCGAGCACAAAGAAGGUUUAGAAAAGUGGCGAAUCUUGUCAACGUGAAGCAUGAAGACCAGGAGGAGAGCGUUUUGCUCAGCUAGUUUUCAGUAACGAAGGAGGAAUGCGAGCACGAAAAAGUGUAGCAACCAGAUUUUGAGGUUUAGAUGAUCAGAUGCUUUGACACUUUUUCGGUAAGAUAGCGGAAGUUCGACGUCUUCUCUAGAUUUCCGCAUCAUCCGUUUACUGUUAUUGCUGGCCUCUAGAGGCCGCUGAAGUGACGCUGGUUUCACCAGUGGGACUCUUUCAAGGCCUCCAUUUGUUCAGACUAUGGUUUUGUCGACGUUAGAAGCAAACUGAAUCGUGCAGACGUUGAUUGUGCAUCGACCAAUCAAUAGCACUCGCAUUCUUGAUUGUACUACGAGUUACCGUUACAGUUAGUAUUGCGAGGUGACGUUAGGGUAUCGAACCGUACGUACUGUGGAUUGUCUUGGGGUUGCUAUGAGCGUUUGAAUUAUUGAAUGCGGACAGAGUGCCGGGGGUUUUGCACAGGUAAUCAUCCGUGUAUUACUAGAAAAUUGCGUGCCGUUCUUUUGCUCCGAUCGCCGGAUGUAGCUGGGGGAUUACCAUUGAAGCAUUCAUCGAAGGAAUUAGGGAUUUUGUGGUAGGUGGACUGUUUGAAUUUUAUGGCGGUGCAUAUUAGUGAAGAGAGGCCGAUCGAUGUUGAUAAGGGUGAAAUAAUUCCAAGUCAAGAAAUUUGCAAGGCAGCAGAAUUAUUGCUGAAGGUCGUGAACGAUCCUGAGUUAUUCGGAGGGCUUUGCGAGAGUUGUGUUCCGAUUCUGCACGACCUUUUGCGGCAACUUUCGGUCUUAUCAGUGGAUGUGAGGAUUGUGAACAACACAAAAGAAAAAAGCACGGAGUGUAUAAGCAAUGAUGGUAAAGGGCCUUCACUCACUUUGGAUAAGUCCAAGUUGUGGAGUGAGGAACCAUAUUCAAGUUCAGAGACGGAGGAAGAGUCGAGUCCGUCACGCAAUUUAGAAACUCGUGAUGAUGACAGCGAAUCAGCUGUUUCCGCAUCCAAGGAUACUAAGUCAAUUGUUCCACAACUAGGAGUUACUCAAGAGGUUGUCACUACACCUGUUAGAGCCUUCAAGAAUGAGAAAAUUCAAUUUGCAUGGGCAAAUGUCGCCAUUUCUGGCCCCGAAACUGUAGACGACCUUACAGGGCCUCCAACUCCUGGAAAAUCAGAUGAGGCGAAGGAUCCGAUUCAAGGUAAAUUGAGCCGAGAAAGACGAGAAGAGCUACGAUUCCACGGUGUGAAACGGAAGAAGGACUUUCAGUGUAUAGAGUGGGUUAGAGGCACACGUAUGAACGUUGUAGCGGGCUUAGAGUUACACACGAAUGUGUUUAGCGCAGUGGAGCAGAGACGUCUCAUCGAUAUGGUGAAGGAGUACCAAGAGAAGGGACGCAAUAAACUCCUGAGAGAGAGAACGUAUUCUGAACCUAGGAAGUGGAUGCGGGGGAAAGGAAGAGUUACUAUACAAUUCGGAUGCUGCUACAACUAUGCAGUAGACAAAAAGGGAAACCCUCCUGGAAUAAUUCAUGACGAGCUGGUGGAUCCUUUGCCUAAUCUUCUAAAGCAAACUAUUCGUCGACUGGUCCGCUGGCAUGUUCUGCCAAGUGCUUGCAUACCUGACAGUUGCAUUAUCAAUAUUUAUGACAAGGGUGAUUGUAUCCCUCCACACAUUGAUCAUCAUGACUUCGUGCGACCCUUUUGCACAUUAUCGCUUCGCAGCGAAUGCAACAUAGUCUUUGGAUCGGAGCUCAAGAUUAUCGGACCAGGAGAGUUUGACGGGCCCCUCCUCAUACCUCUGCCAGUCGGGUCGGUUUUGGUGUUUAACGGCAACGGAGCCGACGAAGCGAAACAUGCCAUACCGGCAGUUCCUACCCAACGAAUAUCGAUCACUUUCCGCAAAAUGGAUCCAAGGAAGGUACCUAGAGGCUACGUAGUCCCAAGUGAUCUUGAAAAUGUAGUCCCUUUUUGAGGAUCACAAAAGUAGUCCAAAAAGGGAUUUCCUAGAAGUCCCCAUACGCAGUGUCUCUUGAACGGAGGGCAGUUUAACCGCCUGCGUUUUGUCGACUUAAUCUCCGUCGAUAUUACGGGAACUCAAUUCCCCUUUCCUGUGUAGUGUAUUCGAUAUGCUUUACUUUCGAUAAUCGAAAGCAAACGCUUGUGCUACAUGAGUCUUAGAACUAUCCACAGAAGUGUACAAAUUGACUGAAAUAGUGUAAAGCAGGAGUUUAUAGGAAGAGUUGUUUGCGAGAAAAUGAACAUAUAAUGGGCCGAGGUUUCUUUUCUGAUAGGUAGAAGAUAGUGAUAAAUUUUAUUGGAGGUCGUAUUUGCUGAGAACCUCCCAUCCGCUGACUAUUGAAAUAGCCGGGGCCAGGUACUCUUGUUUUAAUGGAACAACAUCCUUUGUGUCC
Marchantia polymorpha subsp. ruderalis is the source of this 2599-nucleotide messenger RNA. NCBI's taxonomy places the organism in Eukaryota, Viridiplantae, Streptophyta, Marchantiopsida, Marchantiales, Marchantiaceae. The record is from the annotation of a GenBank genome assembly.